Entelurus aequoreus (snake pipefish) is the source of this 3665-nucleotide messenger RNA. RefSeq names its product zinc finger protein 568-like. Gene Ontology annotation, molecular function: RNA polymerase II cis-regulatory region sequence-specific DNA binding; DNA-binding transcription activator activity, RNA polymerase II-specific. The record is from RefSeq and is a predicted model, not a curated record. Gene Ontology annotation, cellular component: nucleus. Gene Ontology annotation, biological process: regulation of transcription by RNA polymerase II. NCBI's taxonomy places the organism in Eukaryota, Metazoa, Chordata, Actinopteri, Syngnathiformes, Syngnathidae. The transcript has 3 exons. Bases 356 to 1603 code for a protein of 415 amino acids.
AGCAAAACAGGACACGGAAAAAUAGCAAGAUGACAUUUGACGGAGAGGACGUUGUCGUGGUGGUCAGUGUUCUUCCGUGGGUUUAUUCACGACAUACAAUGUACACGUCGUUUAGUAGAGGAAGCAUCGGUGCUAAUUAGUGUUUCCAUCCGGAGACAUUAGUCUGAGCGCACUUCCCUUAGCUUGCUAGUUAGCUUGUUUGCUGCUAACAAAGAGACGCGGAAGUUGUCAAAUCCUCGCUCGGCAGGGAUCAAAUGUGAGUGUAAAGUGUUGUGAUUGUGUGGAAAUGUGCGAAAGAACGAUAGCAGAAUACGAGGAGGAAUAUGGGGGAUAAUGAGCGACAACAACGUCAACUAUGGACGCUGUUUUCAACAAACAUCAAGUUGUGUUACACAGAACAGGCGUCCAGCAACCCCCUCACUUUAAAGAGGAAGAUGAGGAACCACAGCCCCCCCACAUUAAAGAGGAAGAGGUGUGGACCACUCAGGAGGGAGAGUGUCUUGUAGGGCAGGAGGAGGAUGAUGUCACCAAGUUUCCACUGACUGUUGUCUCUGUGAAGACUGAAGAGCAUGAAGACAAACCACCUGAGUCCUCACAACUUCAUCACAGUCCAAACCUCCAGCAGCUGAUUGUACAUCAAGAAGAACGUCUCCAUGAGAUGCAAGGGGGGCGCUCUGCUUUGGAGCAGGAGGAUCCACAGCCCCCCCACAUUAAAGAGGAAGAGGAGGAACUCAGCAUCACUCAGGAGGGAGAGUGUCUUGUAGGGCAGGAGGAGGAUGAUGUCACCAAGUUUCCACUGACUGUUGUCUCUGUGAAGAUAGAAGAGCAUGAAGACAAACCACAAGCAGACAAGCUCUUAGCUCCACUAUCAGAUAGUGUCGACACAACGUCACACUCACCUAAGGAUGAAGACAUCCAAAAACUUUUGAGUAACAAUACAGACUGUGAAGGUGAUCCGAGGAGUCCUUCUGACAACAACCACUCUGAAUCCCCUGAAAAAAAAAUAGCUCAAGAACGUUUUACCUGCUCAGUUUGUGCUAAAAGAUUCACUUUUAGGAGUGUUUUGACGAGACACCUGCGAACGCAUACUGGAGAAAAACCUUUCAGUUGUUCCGUUUGUGGCGACCAGUUCUCCCGCAAGUCACACGUGGCAUCACACAUGAGAACGCACACUGGAGAAAAACCUUUCUGUUGUUCAGUUUGCGGUAUGAGAUUCCCGCAAAAGUCCCAAAUGGCCUCACACAUGCGAACGCACACAGGGGAAAAACCUUAUUCAUGUACACUUUGCGCUAAAACGUUCAGUCGGCAUGACACUCUGAUGGUGCACAUGCGGACACACAGCGGAGAAAAACCUUACAAGUGUUCGGUUUGUUGCGAAAGGUUCUCUGUGAAGGUGAACAUGGUAUCGCACAUGCGCACGCAUCGAAAGGAAAAACCCUUCAGAUGUUCCGUUUGCGAUAAAAGCUUCACUCAUAAGAGUGAUUCUACUCGACACAUGCUGACGCACACCGCCAAAAAACAUUUUAACUGCUCAGUUUGUGGUAAAAACUUUUCUUAUAAGAAACGUUUCACAACACACAUGUUGACACACAACAGUGAAUAAAUGUUUUCCUGUCCAGUUUGUGCUGAAAGAUCAAAAGUGUACUGUCGUGUGAGGAAUCCUCCAGAACAGGGGUCACCAACGCGGUGCCCGCGGGCACCAGGUCGCCCGUAAGGACCAGAUGAGUCGCCCGCUGGCCUGUUCUAAAAAUAGCUCAAAUAGCAGCACUUACCAGUGAGCUGCCUCUAUUUUUUAAAUUUUAUUUAUUUACUAGCAAGCUGGUCUUGCUUUGCUCGACAUUUUUAAUUCUAAGAGAGACAAAACUCAAAUAGAAUUUGAAAAUCCAAGAAAAUAUUUUAAAGACUUGGUCUUCACUUGUUUAAAUAAUAUUUUACUUUGCUUCUUAUAACUUUCAGAAAGACAAUUUUAGAGAAAAAAUACAACCUUAAAAAUGAUUUUAGGAUUUUUAAACACAUAUACCUUUUUACCUUUUCAAUUCCUUCCUCUUGUUUCCUGACAAUUUGAAUCAAUGUUCAAGUAAAUUUAUUUUUUCUAUUGUAAAGAAUAAUAAAUACAUUUUAAUUUAAUUCUUCAUUUUAGCUUCUGUUUUUUCGCCGAAGAAUAUUUGUGUAAUUGUUCUUCAAAUUUAUUAUGAUUAAAAUUCAAAAAAAUUAUUCUGGCAAAUCUAGAAAAUCUGUAGAAUGAAAUUUAAAUCUUAUUUCAAAGUCUUUUGAAUUUCUUUUAAAAUUUUUGCUCUGGAAAAUCUAGAAGAAAUAAUGAUUUGUCUUUGUUAUAAAUAUAGCUUGGUCCAAUUUGUUAUAUAUUCUAACAAAGUGCAGAUUGGAUUUUAACCUAUUUAAAACAUGUCAAAAUUCUAAAAUGAAUCUUUAUCAGGUAAAAUUACUAAUGAUGUUCCAUAAAUUCUUUUUUUUAUUUUUUCAAAAAGAUUCGAAUUAGCUAGUUUUUCUCUUCUUUUUUUCGGUUGAAUUUUGAAUUUUAAAGAGUCGAAAUUGAAGAUAAACUGUUUCAAAAUUUAAUUGUCAUUUUUUUUCGUGUUUUCUCCUCUUUUAAACCGUUCAAUUAAGUGUAAAUAUCAUUAAUUAUUAAUAAUAACAUAGAGUUAAAGGUAAAUUGAGCAAAUUGGCUAUUUCUGGCAAUUUAUUUAAGUGUGUAUCAAACUGGUAGCCCUUCGCAUUAAUCAGUACCCAAGAAGUAGCUCUUGGUUUCAAAAAGGUUUGUGACCCCUGCUCUAGAAAGUAAUGAUCUGCUGUGAACCACCUCAGUUAGUUUUUAAUGUCGCCAACAUAUGUUUCAUCUUUACUUAAAAAUGAUUUAUCGGGUUAUGAGGUUCGCUCUUUUCCUUUACUGCCUUUUCGGGAAAAUUAGCAUUUUUUUACUAUUAUUUCUGACUGCCACUGAUAUGUGUCUGUGUCUUUGUAUGACGCCUGAUACAGUAAACAGAAGGCAUCACAACCGUGCGGUUCAUUGUUGUUAUUAGUUUAUUUACAAGUAAGUUACUUCAAAAUACUGUGCAACAACAACAACAACAACAAACCCAAUAAGGGUUUCUAAAGCGUGUUUUCUGCCAAACGAGGACACGGUGAAACUGCCCAGGAGGGAAUACAAACUAUAAUGCAGAGAGUACUGUGUAAAUUCAAUGCAAUAAAACGGUUGUUUUUGUUUCAUACAUGCUGGACAAAGCACAGACUCCCCAAGGAACUUACAAAGGAAAAGGUCCCCUGCAGUGUGUUGCUAAAUAAAGAAUGUUAAGACAUUGUCAUGCAGCAAUAUGAAGACCAUAGAAAUAUCACAGAUUACAUCACCAAACAUUUUUGACAAUCCAACCAUGGUUGUAACAAGCAACGUAUUGUGUUAAUAAUGCGUGAAACUGGUAUCUAAACAUGAUGUAGCGCCUUCUCUAAAUGCGAGUGCUCCUACAGCAGGAAUAAAAAUUCAGUUUUCCUACAAAUUACAAAAUCAGGCAUGUCACUAAAGCACUUAAAGUAUUUUUUUAUUUUUUUUAUUCUCAAUAAAAUUGUGUUUAUGUCCUUUUUUGUUUUGAGCUUUUAAAAAAGCAUAAUGUUUCAAAAGCAUAUUAAAGCAAAUUAAUUGUCUUGUCAUGGUA